Molecule: messenger RNA, 1184 nt
Organism: Telopea speciosissima
Lineage: Eukaryota; Viridiplantae; Streptophyta; Magnoliopsida; Proteales; Proteaceae
Exons: 4
Coding region: 7-1092 (361 amino acids)
Biological process (GO): regulation of flower development
Cellular component (GO): nucleus
Molecular function (GO): protein binding
Source: RefSeq, a predicted model, not a curated record
UUCUCAAUGUCCUCUGAUCUUUUUCUUUUAGAUGGUUCUUUCUUUCGUAAUUCAAGCUCUGAUAUCGUCACUUCCGAUGUCGAUUUGCAGUCACUAUCCGAACCCCUUUUCUCUUUCACUGACCCAUCAUCUUCGUCUACUGAAAUCUUCCAUGGCUUCUCUGACCAACCAAACGGUCAUCUUCAAUUUUCAACCGAAACCGAACUAUGCUCCUCUGGUGAUCAAACCGCCAUUAAUCUCUUAUCUUGUUCACCUCCCAAUCAAAAAUUGAAUCAUUUGUCGCUAGAGCCCACGACCCAGGUUCAAUCUGUACCUAUCCAACCUAAUUAUGCUGAAGAUGGGAUCACAUGUUCAUCUGUUUUGGAAUCUGACACAUUUGGGUUGAUUUCAGAAGAUCCUUAUGUGAAUCUUGAAUCUUCAAAUAGCUCUUCAGUUCCUCCCAGCAGUUACAGUAGUAACGGUGCUCAGAAGGUUUCAACUGGAGUGAUGCAGAGGAGCUUCAGUAGCCAAUCUCUCGACCGAAGACAGGGUAUUUGUUACCAUCCUCGCAUCAGUUCUCUCGUAGAGUCCCCAAAUUUCCCAAACCAAGCCAUGGAUUCACUUCAGGACAGUAACUGCACUGUGUCCAUGAGAAGGGUUUGCAGCACAGGCGAUUUACAAAGAAUUACUAUUACACACUUCAAUCAAGGAUUUUCUUCGAGCCCGUUAGCUGUAGAGAGUUCAUUCACGGAGGAAGGGAGUCUCAAAGUACGAAGGUACAACGCAGAAGAGAGGAAACAGAGAAUUCAUAGGUACAGAAGCAAGCGCACUCAGAGAAAUUUCAACAAGACAAUAAAGUAUGCAUGUCGAAAGACGCUAGCCGACAGUAGGCCAAGAGUACGUGGGAGAUUUGCCCGCAACGAUGAAACAGGAGAGAUUCCCAAAUUUACUGGUUUCAAUCGAGAGGAAGAAGACGAAGAUGAUCUUUGGGUCGAAGGGUUCCAUGAGGAAGCUGAGGCUGCGAUGAUGAGAGGAACAAUAGGGGGAGGAGGAGGAGGGUUUGAUGGUGGUGUCUGCUUCACUCCCACUGAGUUUCAGUUCUACGGGUUCUGACUUCUGGGUUCUUAGUUGCAGCCUUGCAGCAGGCUCUUAAGGCUUUUCUUAGCAAUUUGUUCAAUUUGUUUGCACUUUCCCUGCUUUGCUUG